Molecule: messenger RNA, 4311 nt
Organism: Labeo rohita (rohu)
Lineage: Eukaryota; Metazoa; Chordata; Actinopteri; Cypriniformes; Cyprinidae
Gene: mctp1b
Product: multiple C2 domains, transmembrane 1b
Exons: 21
Coding region: 477-3092 (871 amino acids)
Biological process (GO): regulation of neurotransmitter secretion
Cellular component (GO): synaptic vesicle membrane
Molecular function (GO): calcium ion binding
Source: RefSeq, a predicted model, not a curated record
ACAAUGCGCCAGGUCCACAGGCUUGUCUUGUGGUAAAACAUUUGAAUACGUGUUUGCAUAUGAACAAUCUUCGAUCACGCAGUAUGGGAUUACCAGACCACAGCGUAGAAGGAGUUUAAGAGAAGCGCAUGUAAAUAAAAGCUCGGUGGGCAGGAACACUGCAUUGCGUGAUCACAGAUGACAGUUAUUUAAUAAGCUAUUGGUAACACAGCAACUUUUUUGAAAUAAUGGCCGUGGAUGAGGAGCACAGACAGGAGGACUGUCUCGUUUUAUAAAAACAUGAAGGUCUGCAGAUGUGCUGUGGAAAAACUUGCCUCUCUAUCUCUCUACUUCCGCAUCAAACAUGCUUUUAACGCUCAACAUGUCCUGCUGAGCACAACAUUGAAGUAAAUGGUAUUUGCAUCAGUUUGCAUGUUUUUAACAUUAACCUCACAGAAACAUCUGACUGGGACGCAGCAGCAGACUGCAGAGAUCAUAUGGAGGGGAAAGUGGACAUGGAUGAUGUUUCUCCAUCCCAUCAUCAGCAUCAGCGAGGCUUGUGGAAAUCCUUCCACGGCAAACCCAAACUCCCAGGCAGCCCCAAACUGGGCAAAAAAGACAAAAAGCAGGAAAGCGGGUUUUGGAUAUUUAAAAAGAAACGAGCGAAUGGGUUGGACCGAGCGGUGUCUUCGUCUCAGCCUAAUCUGCACAGCGCGUCAGCCGCUCCGGAUGGUGGUGAGAGCGGGAGGACGCGGUGCGGCAUGCCGGAGCAGAGUGUCGGUACGGCGGCCGUAGCAGCAGCGUCGCUCGGCGCGGAGAUCCAGAUGCUGAAAAGAACCGUCAGCUCCAAACCGACGCUCUCGCAACUGGUGCAGUCUCAGCAUAAACCUGCUCUGCAAGUAUCCACAUGCACUGAGGAUGCAGUGGUGGAUGAUAAUGAAGAACAGACCAAUACAAGUCUGGGCAUUAAUGCAGCUGGUAAUGGUGCCACACAGCCUUCACUUCCCACUUCAGCAAUGUACCAGCUAGACAUUGUGCUGAAAAAAGGAAACAACCUUGCCAUUCGAGACAGAGGCGGAACGAGUGACCCGUAUGUGAAGUUCAAAAUAUCUGGCAAAGAAGUUUUUCGUAGUAAAAUCAUUCACAAGAACCUUAACCCAGUUUGGGACGAGCGUGUUUGCCUGAUAGUGGACAAUUUACAAGAGCCACUUUAUAUUAAGGUGUUUGACUAUGAUUUUGGCCUUCAAGAUGAUUUUAUGGGCUCAGCUUACCUGUACCUUGAGUCUCUGGAGCUCCAGAGACCUCUCGAUGUUCGGUUGGACCUUCAAGAUCCUCACUGCCCCGAUCAGGACCUGGGCUCUCUAGAGCUGGCGGUCACUCUAUUCCCAAGAAAUGCAGAGGACAGAGAGGCUCUCCGACAGGCGACCAUGCUACUGAGGAGAAGCUGGAAAGGAUGCAGUAAGCAGCAGCAGAGUCUUCGGCUGUCGGAUCUGCACAGGAAGUCUCAGGUGUGGAGGGGCAUCGUGAGCAUCAGGCUCAUCGAGGGUCGCAACCUCAUCCCUAUGGACCAGAACGGCCUGAGUGACCCUUACGUCAAGUUCAGACUAGGCCCUCAGAAGUACAAGAGUAAGACAAUUCCCAAGACCCUCAACCCUCAGUGGAGGGAGCAGUUCGACUUGCAUCUGUAUGAGGAGGAGGAUGUCAUUCUAGAGAUCUCCGUCUGGGAUAAAGACAUUGGAAGAAGAGACGACUUUAUUGGCCAGUGUCAGCUGGACCUGUCCAUGUUGAGCAGAGAGAAAACACAUAAGGUGGAACUGGAGCUGGAGGAGGAUAAAGGGACGAUAGUACUACUAGUGACUCUGACCGCCACAGUCGCGGUCUCCAUCUCUGACCUGUCUGUCAACCUACUCGACGACCCACACGAACGCCAGCAGAUCAUUAAGAGAUAUAGUCCACUAAGGUCGUUCUUUAACCCGAAGGAUGUCGGAAUCGUGCAGGUGAAGAUCCUGCGGGCCGAGGGGCUGAUGGCUGCUGAUGUCACAGGAAAGAGCGACCCGUUCUGCAUUGCUGAGCUGUGCAACGACCGUCUGCAGACACACACGGUCUACAAGACACUGAACCCCGAGUGGAAUAAAGUCUUCACCUUCAACGUGAAAGACAUUCACUCGGUGCUGGAAAUCACCGUGUACGACGAGGACAGAGACCGCAGCGCCGAUUUCCUGGGUAAAGUGGCCAUCCCGUUAUUAAACAUCCGCAACAGCGAACAGAAGGCCUACGUCUUAAAAAACAAGGAGCUGACAGGGCCAACAAAGGGGGUCAUCUUUCUCGAAGCAGACGUCAUCUUCAACGCCGUGAAAGCCAGUUUGCGGACGUUCGUUCCACCAGAACAGAAGUACAUCGAAGAGGAGGCCAAAGUCUCUAAACAGAUGCUGCAGCAGAAUUUUAACCGAGUGAAGCGCUGCAUCCUUUUCCUCAUUAACGUGGGCUCCUACAUCAACAGCUGUUUUCAAUGGGAGUCCCCCCGCAGGAGUUUAUGUGCUUUCUUGAUUUUUGUGGUGGUGGUUUGGAAUUUCGAGAUCUACAUGGUUCCAUUGUCUUUGCUGCUGCUGCUGACCUGGAAUUACUUCCUGCUGGCCUCGGGGAAGGAGUCGCGCGAGGGAAGCGUGCAAGCGAUGGAGGACCUUCUUGAGGAUGUGGAUGAAGAUUAUGACAAAGACGACAAGGACUCAGAGAAAAAGGGCUUCUUGGAUAAAUUCUAUGCAGUUCAGGAUGUGAUCAUAACAGUUCAAAACGCUCUGGAUGAAGUGGCCUGCUUUGGGGAACGAGUGAAGAACACGUUUAACUGGUCUGUGCCUUUUCUGAGCUGGUUAGCCAUAACAGUGCUAUGUACCGGUGCCACACUAAUAUACUUUAUCCCACUACGAUACAUUGUUCUGGUCUGGGGCAUCAAUAAAUUCACCAAAAAACUUCGGGACCCCUACAUCAUUGAGAACAAUGAGCUGUUGGACUUCCUGUCUAGAGUUCCAUCAGAUGUCCAGUUGGUUCAAUACAAAGAUCUCAAACCAGAGACUUCUCAGAGUCCCAUCAAGAAAAGGAGAAACAACCCGGGGUAGAUCCUGAACUGUAACGUUACGUUUCUAAAUCGACGGCUUCCAAAGCACUGUUCACGUACAAUACACUGUGAAUGUUGCACAGACUUUAAAAAGAUCAUUAUUUAUGGAAACUUGCACAACUAUAAUAGCACAAAACUCAAUUGUUCAUAAAAUGUGCUUUUAAUUAUUUAUAUGGCCAUUUUUAUUCUCUGUCACUGAUUUACAAUCAGUGUCUUGAACAUUUUUAAUCAAAGAGACUUAAGUGGAGAAAAAUGCUGCAAGCCGGAUUCAAACUUGUGUCGUCCACGAGAGCACCACAGCUCAAAAAACAUGUGCCUACCACUUGGUCACAGCUCCAGCAAAUUGGUCUUUUUAAAUGUGAUUUUUCCAGUCAGUUAAGGCUAUAUAAUGUGGUUUCUAGUGCAAAAAAAUCAGUUUUCGAAUAAUGAAUAAUUUUAUUUAUCCACAAGCACAUGACCAUGGACCGCAAAACCAGUCAUAAGGGUCAAUUUUUUGAAAUUGAAAUUUAUACACUGCCCGAAAGCUGAAUAAAAAAAGCUUUCCACUGAUGUAUGGUUUGGAAAUCUGGAAUCUGAUGGUGCAACAAAAUCAAAAUAUUGAGAAAAUCCAAGUUGUCCAAGUUCUUAGUUCAUAUUACUAAUCAAAAAUUAAGUUUUUAUAUAUUUAUGGUAGUAAAUUUACAAAAUAUCUUCAUGGAACAUGAUCCUUACUUAAUAUCCUAAUGAUUUUUGGCAUAAAAGGAAUGGGGACCCAUACAAUGCAUUUUUGGCUAUUGCUACAAAUAUAUUCGUGCUACUUAUAACUGGUUUUGUGGUCCAGGGUCACAUAUUAUAUGGAGAAACUGCAUGCUGUGCAUCUAAAUCAAAAGAACGCAUGUGUGCAUAUAAAAAAUGACUGUAUACUAUGUGGAAAGAUUAUUUAUAUUGUUCUGGACACAUUUUAGAUAUCGUAUGCUAUGAUCACUAUUCAUACGCUAUGAUGAAUGAUGAAAUUGUGUUUUACUGUAAUAUUUGUACAUUGUGUUGCUUGUUAAUGUUUUGUCCAGUGGUCUCUGAGCAUGUUAAGCAGAUAUACUCAAGGAGAUAAAUUUAUGUGCAUUUAAAGAUAAAAGGCAUGUUUAUACAGGGCUGAAACCAAACCAAACAAAACAAAACCUCUUUGUGUGAACUUUUGGUUAUUUAUUUUCAAAAACUAAGAAAUAAUAGACUUUUUUCCUGAA